CCGUGCAUGUAAUUGAUCCAGUGUUGGGAGAUUAUGCCAAAAUGCAAUUUAGUAAUCUCCGAUCUAUCUCGAGGCACAACUCCGUGUUGUCGCGUGCGUAUUUGCUUGCCUUUUUCACCGCCUCCACCGAUGGACGUACGAGAAGAAGAAAAUUAAUGGAGCAGCUUGAGGACACUCCUAUAACUUGUAGCUUUCUCGCUCACUUUUUCUCCCAAUAUAAUUCUCCUUCCUCCUCAAACUCACUAUACCUUGUUUCCUUUGGAUCUCUCUCUCUCUCUCUCUACACGCUUCAGAGAGGCCUGAAUGGAUGAGAUUAAAGCAGAGACGGUGGUGAAGAGGGAGGCCUUGGGGGAUUACGAUCACGAGGAGAAAAAUGGAUUCUUGUUGGGGGAAGAAGACCAGAGGAAGAAAGUGUCCGUGAAGAAAGGGUCUGCUGGCGGCGGCGGAGGGAGUGGUAUGCGGUGUUGCCAGGCGGAGAACUGCUUGGCGGAGCUCAGUGGUGCGAAGCCGUAUCACAAGAGGCACAAGGUGUGCGAGUAUCAUGCCAAGGCUCAGGAAGUAAUCGUGUGCGGCAUCCGACAACGUUUUUGUCAGCAAUGCAGCAGAUUCCAUGAGUUGGGUGAGUUUGAUGAGACGAAAAGGAGUUGCAGGAGGCGUUUGGCUGGGCACAACGAACGACGAAGGAAGAGCUCAGUGUGUGAGACUCAGGCAGAAGGGUCGAGCCAGAAAAGAACAGGGAUGACUCAGCUGAAGGACAUGGUUUGUGGUGACGAUAGAGGCAGAAUUCAGAUCAGUAUAUAAAGAGAACGCCUUCUUUCAGACAAUUCCCCAAUAAGAUGAGAACGUGAUCGUUCCAUUGAUUGCUCGCUUUUCUCGUAAAGCAUGCUCUCUCUCUUCUGUCAUCCUGGGCAUGUGUUCUUUAAUUGCUCCUAAUUUCUGUGCGUUUAGAUCGAAGACUAGUGCACUGAUUGCAAUAACAUAUUCCUUCACUGGAGUUACUGUUGCCAGUCCAGCAGCAGACGUUAUGAUUAUGUACUUCUAGUUCUACUCAUUGUGUUCAAUCAAUACAAUGCGCUUUACGUGAAUUGCUUUUUCCUUCCUCCACCGUGCUUUAUCCUGCACAUCCACGAGAGAAUCAAUUUGACUGGUUUAGCCAUUCUGCAUAGUAUAGUGGGCUCGAGGCUAAAGGACUAACGUCCACUCGACGAUCAUUCAGACUCUGUCCGGUCAAUUCAGUUCACUCGAAUUUUCACUCGCAUGAUGUACUACGUGAGAAGAUGAUCAUCGGAUCUGGCGACUUACUAGUU
Messenger RNA from Prosopis cineraria, 1307 nucleotides. Its product is annotated as squamosa promoter-binding protein 1-like. Gene Ontology annotation, cellular component: nucleus. Gene Ontology annotation, molecular function: DNA binding. Lineage: Eukaryota; Viridiplantae; Streptophyta; Magnoliopsida; Fabales; Fabaceae. The transcript has 2 exons. The record is from RefSeq and is a predicted model, not a curated record. The coding region runs from base 304 to 801 and encodes 165 amino acids.